Molecule: messenger RNA, 423 nt
Organism: Trichophyton rubrum CBS 118892
Lineage: Eukaryota; Fungi; Ascomycota; Eurotiomycetes; Onygenales; Arthrodermataceae
Exons: 1
Coding region: 1-423 (140 amino acids)
Biological process (GO): nucleobase transport; transmembrane transport
Cellular component (GO): plasma membrane
Molecular function (GO): nucleobase transmembrane transporter activity
Source: RefSeq, a predicted model, not a curated record
AUGUUUCAUCAGCCAGCAACAACAGACUCUGUAGGAUGGGGUGUCAUGUUUGGGAUAACUGCAAUCCUUGGUGCAUGGGGUGCUAGCACCCUAAGCCAAUCCGACUGGACCCGUUAUGCGAAUCGACCACUGGCACCAACGUUAUCCCAGCUUAUAGCUGCGCCUAUAACAAUCACGAUUACAGCUAUGAUUGGAAUAAUCGUAACUAGUGCCGCGAAUGAUAUUCUUGGAGAGAUCAUUUGGAGUCCCAUUCAACUUCUUGCCGCUAUACAGGAACACUAUACUUCAAGUCCACGUUCCAGAGCUGGUGUAUUCUUUGCCUCCAUAGGCACUGUCUCGACUCAGCUCGCGGUAGGGUUCAACCUCAAUGGCCCCAACAGUCGGGAACUUGCUGACCUGGAUUAUAGAUAUCGCUUGUACUGA